GCGGGGUGAUACUGAAGUUCGGUUGCGGAGCAGAAACCGGUAACCUAGCACUCCAGCACGUUGUGAAGCCGCUAUAGUGUCUCAGGCUGCCGCUGAGGUGAUUCAAAGAAAUCACUUCUUUCUUAAAAUCAACACAUUUUUUUGAUAAUCGACCCACUGAGCUUUCCAGUUGACCAAAGAAAUGGUGAUGGAGAAGCCAAGUGCCCAGCUGGUCGGGCGAGAGUUUGUCCGACAGUAUUACACACUCUUGAACCAGGCCCCCGACUACCUGCACAGGUUUUAUGGAAAGAACUCGUCCUACGUGCACGGCGGGUUGGACAACAACGGCAAACCAGUAGAGGCUGUUUAUGGACAAUCUGAGAUCCAUAAGAGGGUGAUGGCUCUGAGUUUCCGCGACUGUCACACCAAGAUCAGGCACGUGGACGCCCACGCCACCCUGAACGAGGGCGUGGUCGUGCAGGUGAUGGGCGAGCUGUCCAACAACAUGCAGCCCAUGAGGAAGUUCAUGCAGACCUUUGUGCUGGCACCUGAGGGUACUGUUGCGAACAAAUUCUACGUCCACAACGACGUGUUUCGUUACCAAGACGAGGUGUUCGGUGACUCUGAUUCGGAGCCUCCAGAAGAGUCUGAGGAUGAGGUGGAGGAGAUCGAGGAGAGGGUUCCUUCCCCUGACAUCGCAGCGGAGGAAUCUGCUCCCUUCUACGACCCGACACCCUGUUCUGAGCCGACGGUUCCUGGCGACGACGAGGAGGCGGCAGCAGCGAGUCCAGAACCAGAGCCAGAGGUGGAGAAGGAGGCUGAGGCCGUUGUGGUGGAGCUGAAGCCGGAGACGACGCUGGAGACGCAAACAGACUCAAACGUAUCCGACGAGGUAGACAAAAGCCCCGCCGCCGCCCCACCCACCACAGAGCCUGCCGCCGUGCCCGCCGAACCCACCCCCGCCGCUCCAGAAGAAAACAGGCCGUUCUCCUGGGCGUCCGUCACUAGUAAGAACCUCCCUCCCAGCGGGGCUGUCCCAGUCUCAGGAAUCUCCCCACACGUUGUCAAAGCCCCUCCCACAGCACCGCCCAGAGCCGAGGUGAAGUCAGAGUCCCAGACAGCAACACAGAGACCACAGAGAGACAAUCGGCCGAGGGAACAGAGGCCUGGAGGUCCUCCGCCGGUGCACAGAGGACCCAGACCAGUUCGGGAGGGUGAGCAGGGCGAGUCGGAGGGUCGCAGGGUGGUCCGGUACCCCGACGCCCAGCAGCUCUUUGUGGGAAACGUCCCUCACGACGUGGACAAGACCGAACUCAAGGAGUUCUUUGAACAGUAUGGUACAGUCCUGGAGUUGCGGAUCAACAGCGGAGGGAAGCUACCAAACUUUGGAUUUGUGGUGUUUGACGACUCUGAACCUGUCCAGAAGAUCCUCAGCAACAGGCCCAUUAAGUUCAGAGGCGACGUCCGGCUGAACGUGGAGGAGAAGAAGACCAGGUCGGCCAGGGAGGGCGACAGGCGAGACGUGAGGCCCCGCGGUCCAGGAGGUCCCGGCGGCCCCAGAGAGCGAAUAGGAGGCGGCGGCGGAGGACCUCGAGGCCCCCCCACCCGCGGAGGCAUGGCACAGAAACCCAGCUUCGGCUCCGGGCGUGGCGCGGGGCCCAGCGAGGGCCGCUACUCCACCCAGCGACAGUGACCAGCAUCUCGGCUCCAAACCUGAGUUAGAUUACUAUUUGGAUUCAACCGAGUGGUUUUUGAUUCACUGCAGCAGCAAUUGGACAAACGUAAAAUAUAACAAAAACCCUUCUUUACACUGCACAUAGGAGCAACAAUCAGUAGUUAUUUUAAGUCAAAGUUUGGGUUGCUACACACACACACAGACGUGUGCCCUGAUUUCUGACUUAGUUCCUCAUUCUUUCUCCUAAAUGUGAGCCGACCAGUAUUUCAAGGGGAUUUCUGUUAGUAAUUGACGCAGGUUUGGUUGAGAGCUUUCACCGUCAAAUCACGCCAGCUCCUGCUGAAUUCAGCCGGUCUCUGUCUCAUGAAGACGGCUGCCUCCUCCUCCUCCUCCCACCUGAUUCUUUAUCACCUGCUGCUUUUUGUUUCCUCCCGAGGAACCCAGAAUGUCACUCCUCUUUUUCUUUUUAUUACCCAUCUCUUCCUCCUAUCCUCCUCGUUGUCUCCUCCUCCACCAACACAUGUAUUAUCUGGACUCUGUCAUUUCUUUUGUUUUGUUUUUUUUUCAUGCUGAACUUGAAUUUAUUAAGAAACAAAAUCGAAACACGCAAACACAUGAAAAAAAAAGGGUAAAUACUACUUGAAUUGGGGAUUAAAAAACCCAGAGGUUAGGUUUUUUUUCGCGUUCUCUCUCCCUGUUUCUUAAAGGAACGUGUACUUUACUGCUUGGGCAAUCCUGUGUAUUGCUGCCACCGUUGUAUCUAGCGAUGGAUCUGUCUUAUCUUUUUAUUCUAUCAGGUCAAGAGCUGAACUGUAGUGGUUUUAUUUGAGUAAUGAUGUUGGCUUGUAAUAUGUGGAUUCACGGACGCAUCUGAAUGGAGCAUGUAUCAAAUCAUGUAUCAAAUCCUGUUAGGCUUCUACUACCGAUGCACUUCAUUCGUCAUCAUGUUUAAAACGAGCUCACCUGCCGAUGAGAGAACUAAAUUAAAAGUGAUUUACUGUUUUAAA
Sebastes umbrosus (honeycomb rockfish) is the source of this 2661-nucleotide messenger RNA. RefSeq names its product GTPase activating protein (SH3 domain) binding protein 1 (gene g3bp1). Gene Ontology annotation, molecular function: mRNA binding. The transcript is spliced from 12 exons. Bases 182 to 1672 code for a protein of 496 amino acids. Lineage: Eukaryota; Metazoa; Chordata; Actinopteri; Perciformes; Sebastidae. Gene Ontology annotation, cellular component: cytosol; ribonucleoprotein complex. The record is from RefSeq and is a predicted model, not a curated record.